This is a messenger RNA of Eucalyptus grandis, 2199 nucleotides long. Its product is annotated as putative disease resistance RPP13-like protein 1. The record is from RefSeq and is a predicted model, not a curated record. Gene Ontology annotation, biological process: defense response to other organism. The coding region runs from base 1 to 2199 and encodes 732 amino acids. Lineage: Eukaryota; Viridiplantae; Streptophyta; Magnoliopsida; Myrtales; Myrtaceae. The transcript is spliced from 5 exons. Gene Ontology annotation, molecular function: ADP binding.
AUGGCCAUUGGAGAGAUCUUUUUGGGUUCCUUCUUUCAAGUCCUGCUCGACAAGUUGGCUUCUAUGGGAUUGGAAUACACGCAUCAGGAAGGAAUCAACACCACCCUGCUCCAAUGUAAGGGGAUGUUAGAAACAAUCAAUUCAGUGCUUGAUGAUGCAGAAGACAAGCAACUCAACGGUGACUAUCUAGUGAAGCCAUGGCUGGAUGACGUUAGGGACUUGGCCUAUGACAUGGAAGACUUGCUCGAGGAGUUCGAGAUUGAAGCUGCUCAAGCCAAGUCGAAGGCAGAAUCCAGCACAAGCAGAGGUCAGGUGAAAAGGAAGUUCUCUUUCUUUAGCCGACUGCGCUCUCUCGUGUCUAAAACCAAGUUACAAGAGAUCAAAGGCAGGUUUGAAGAUAUCAUCAGUAGGAAGGCUCCCUUAAGCUUGAGAGAGAAGGUUGUGGACAGAUCUCACUACACCAACAAAAGGCUCCCUAGCACUUCUCUACCGGAGCCUCGGUUUUUUGGUAGGGAGAAGGAAAAAGCAGAGAUACUCAAACUACUAACCAAUGAAGCCAAAAAUGCCGAUAGCACACUGAGCAUAUUCUCCAUAAUUGGGAUGGGCGGUGUUGGAAAGACGGCUUUGGCUCAACAGGUGUAUAAUGAUGCCAAAGCGAGUAGUUAUUUCGAGAAGAGAGCAUGGGUAUGUGUUUCAGAUGUUUUUAAUGUUCUCGAUAUAACAAAGACUAUUUUGCAGUCCAUCACCGAAGAUCCUUGCAAGGACAAAGAUCUUAACAAGAUUCAAAUAAAGUUGAAGGAUAAUUUAUACAGAAAGAAGUUUCUUGUGGUCUUAGAUGAUGUUUGGAAUGAGAAGUACGAAGAAUGGACUUCCCUCUUAAAGCCAUUUGAAGCAGGGGCUAAGGGAAGCAAGAUCAUCAUCACGACGCGCAACCAUCCUGUCAUUUCCAUAACAGGAGCUACGCCAUAUCCUUUGAGGGAGUUGUCCAUUGAUAAUUGUACCAGCUUAUUAGCCUAUCAUGCUUUGGAAGCAAGAAAUUUUGAGACGCACCCAGAUUUGGAAAUAGUAGGCAAGAAAAUAGUUGAAAAAUGUAGAGGUUUACCUUUGGCAGUGAAGAUAUUGGGCGGUCUCCUACGUAAUAAAGAGAAUCUUGACGAAUGGGAAGCUAUCUUAAAUAACAAAAUAUGGGACAUAGCACCCGGAGAAAAUGAUGAGGUUCUUCCAGCUUUGAAAUUGAGCUAUGUCCAUCUCCCUUCUUAUUUGAAGAGAUGUUUUGCUUAUUGCGCAGUAUUUCCAAAUGACUACGAAUUUGAGAGGGAUGAGUUGGUGCUCUUAUGGAUAGCGGAGGGCUUUUUAAAUGGUCGAAAAGCAAAAGAGAAUAUCUUGAGAUCAGGACAGAAAUACUUUGAUGAGUUAGUAUCUACAUCCUUUCUUCAACAAUCUAAUAUUGACACAUCGAAGUUUUUGAUGCAUGAUAUUUUGAAUGAUCUAGCAAAGUCAAUUGCUGAUAAGACAUGCUUUACCUCUGGGGAGUCUCAGGUAGUGAGUGUUGAAAAUGAUCCCCCUUUUGAAGAGAAAGCUCGUUAUGCAUCAUUUGUCUCACAAUAUGUUACAUCAAAAAGCUUGAGAGCAUAUGCUACAAUGAAGAUUGUCCUAAUGUCAUAUCGCUUCCACCACUUGGACAGCUACCUUCACUUAGAGAAUUAUCUCUUGAAGGUUUACAUGCAAAGCUUAUUGAACUCUGAGGAUUGGAGGCCUUACCCUGCUGAUCAAGGUGUGAGAGACAUCAGCAGGAAGUCUGGUUUUGUGCUCUUCGACAGCUCUUCUAAAACUGCUUUUCUGGAUGCUGAUGGAAGUGUUCCUUUCUUCUGGGGAAUCGAUUCUGGAGGCAGUCUUGUUCUCUCGGAUGACGCAGAAGUCGUGAAGAUGGGCUUUGGGAAGUCUUUCGCACCAUUCCCUAAAGGUAAGUAUCUUUUUGGUUUGUUGAUGUGGCUCCACUGGAGUUCAGUCCAUGCAUUGCAAUGUGAAAAGAUGCUACUUCACCAGCUCUGGAGGUUUGUGAAUUAUGAGCACCCACCGAAUGAGGUGAAGCUGGUUCCUAGGGUGGACAGCUCUGGCCACGUGUGUGGCGCCACAUUCAAAGUGGAUGCGGAGACUAAGGACUCCAGCAUGCCUAGAGUUGGGAGUGCUGCGAACUAG